This is a messenger RNA of Aplosporella prunicola CBS 121167, 1797 nucleotides long. RefSeq lists its product as uncharacterized. Bases 29 to 1489 code for a protein of 486 amino acids. Gene Ontology annotation, molecular function: oxidoreductase activity, acting on paired donors, with incorporation or reduction of molecular oxygen; iron ion binding; monooxygenase activity. The transcript has a single exon. The record is from RefSeq and is a predicted model, not a curated record. NCBI's taxonomy places the organism in Eukaryota, Fungi, Ascomycota, Dothideomycetes, Botryosphaeriales, Aplosporellaceae.
GAACACAGGUCUCCGCAGGUUCCCUAACAUGUCGCCGCUGUCAGGCAUCACGGCAAUUCCAUACAUGAUCUUGGCUCACGGCGGCAAUCGUUCGCUCGCGUUGGCCGAGAUGCACAAGACGCACCCCGUGAUCCGCACUGGUCCGAACACCCUUUCGUACGGCGACGUGCGUGCCAUCAAGGACAUCUACGGCCACAACACCAAGUGUACCAAGGACGAGUCGUACAUUGCUGGAGCCGGCACCCACUACCAUCUCGCCGAUGUUGUCGACAAGCCCGAGCACUCCCGUAAGCGUAAGGUCCUGUCGUCGGCGUAUGCGCUCAAAAACCUCGAGGGUUGGGAGCACAAGGUCGCGGACAAGGUCGAACGCCUCAUCGCCCACAUCGACAAGGUCUGCACCGACGCAUUGCCCAAAGGAAUUGCCGUCCCGAAGAAGGAGGACAUCACGCUCGACUUCCGCGAAUGGGCCAACUACUUCACCCUCGAUGCCAUUGCUGACAUUGGCGUCUCGGAGCGCCUUGGAUUCCUCGAUCAGGGCAACGACCGUGUCGUUGGUCGUAACUCCGACGGCACCACUUAUGAAUGCAACCUCCGCGAAGUCCUGUACAGCAGCAACCACAAGCAGUCGCUCCUCCUGUGGGCUUACUCCUGGUACCCUUUCCUGAACAAGGUUUCCCACGUGAUUCCCUACUACCGCCGCCUGGGCAACCUGGGGAAGCAGUGGGACGGUCUGCCGGCGGAGCGUGCCCACCGCCGUCUGAUGCGCUACGAGGCGGGCGAGAAGCUCGACGACUUCUUCCAGGCGAUGAUGGAGGACAAGAACGGUAACCCGAACAACCUGGAGUGGGGCGAGAUCGUGGCCGAAGUCAACAUCAUGAUGAACGCGGGCUCGGUGACGACCGCCAUCGCCAUCACGAACAUCCUGCUGCAGCUGAUCAGGAACCCGGAGUGUCUGGCCAAGCUGCGCGAGGAGAUCGACGCCGUCAUGGACGAGGACCAGGCCGUCGCCUCCUACGACCAGGUCAAGCACUUGCCCUACCUACGCGCCUGUCUCGACGAAUCGCUCCGCCUCUUCCCGCCCACGCCGGCGAGCCUCGGUCGCGAGACUCCGCCCGAAGGCACCACCAUCAUCGACGACUUCAUCCCCGGCGGCACCAGCGUCGGCAUCAGCGCCGUCGUCGCCCACCGCGACGAGCAUGUCUAUCCACAGGCCGAGAAGUUCGUUCCGGAGCGCUUCCUCGGUGAGAACGGCAAGGCGCUCCAGCCUUACUUCAUCACGUUCUCGGCCGGCGCGCGCGGCUGCAUCGGCAGGAACAUCUCCUACCUCGAGCAGACGGUCGCUGUCGCGAGUAUCAUCCACCGCUAUGACUUCGCUCUGCCGUACCCUGACUGGGAUAUCGAGCGCCGGGACGCCAUGAACUGGAUUCUUGGGCCGAUGCCGGUCAAGGUCUGGCGCCGCAACAUGAAGGCUGCUGAGGAGGGCGCGUGAACAAGCGGAUGAGCAUGAAAUUGCCGGUUGAUUAUUGAAGUUUUAGAUGUAAGGUGUUCUGGCGCACAAGGGAGUCACCGAGGACAGGUUGUCUCGUCUCCGACGAUGGCCAUUGAUUGGGUUGUUUUGUUUUGUUUGACUGACGAGCGAUGACGACGAUGGAGAAAAGGACAAUGUAAGCGUUGACUUGGCCUUUAAAGAAGUGACAUGAAUGAAUGAAAUCAGAAUUUAUAAUACUUUGCUUUGGUCGUGCUAAAUUCGUGAUAAGGACAAUGAGGACGAUGAGGACGAUGGUAAUUGUGUGCCCG